Salvelinus sp. IW2-2015 is the source of this 6841-nucleotide messenger RNA. The record is from RefSeq and is a predicted model, not a curated record. Lineage: Eukaryota; Metazoa; Chordata; Actinopteri; Salmoniformes; Salmonidae.
AGCUUCAAGAUGUUCUCCAGGAGAAGAAGCACUUGAGUCUCCACUUGUUCAACAAUAGCCAGAACACAGUCCAAUAUGAACAGGUGAAGUCAGAGUAUGCGCAGCUCAAAGAGACCCUUGGUGCUGUGACUCAGGAGAGAGAUUCAGCCCUGCGGGAGAAGACCCAGCUCCAAGGCAAACUGGAGAACCUAGAGCAGGUGCUAAAGCAUAUGCGCGAGGCUGCAGAGCGGAGGCAGCAGCUAGAGUUGGAGCAUGAGCAAGCCUUGGCUGUACUCAAUGCAAAGCAGCAGGAAAUUGACCUUCUGCAGAAGGCUCAGGUUGAGGCUAAGAAGGAGCAUGAGGGCGCCGUCCAUCUGUUAGAGGCAAAAGUCAGAGAGCUGGAGGAGAAAUGUCGGACACAGAGUGAGCAGUUCAACCUCCUGUCCAAAGAGCUGGAGAAGUUCCGGCUACAGACUGGAAAGUUUGAUAUCCUUGGCAGUGGCACCGAUCCCUUAACAGCCCGUGAAACCCCCGGAUCUCCCAACAAAUCCCUCUCCCAGCUCCUCAACGGGCUGGCUGCCCCCACAGUGAAAGGCAAUGAGAGUCCGCUGAGCAGAUCUGUGAUCUCUGAGUUCAUCCGACCGCACCAGAUCAGUGGGGACAAGCCGGAGCUCCUGUCUGUAAAGCCAACAUUCCUCACCCGCAGCAGUAGCCGAGCUGGGAGCUCCCAACAGGCCCUCCUCACCGAGAUGGACAAAGAACUAAGCUCAACGACUAGGACCAAGAAGAGGUUCACAGGCAAGGUCCGUCUGUGCAUCGCCCGGUACAGUUAUAACCCCUGUAAUGGGCCCAAUGAGCAUCCUGAGGCAGAGCUCCCCCUGGUGGCAGGGAAGUACCUCUACGUGUACGGCACCAUGGAUGAUGACGGCUUCUAUGAAGGAGAGCUGCUGGAUGGACAGCAGGGCCUCGUCCCUUCCAACUUUGUGGACUUUGUUAAGGAUGAGGAGAUGCCCUCUGCUCAGCACAGGGACGGGGCCAAAGAGUCAGGCUACCUCAGUAGUAACCACAGCAGCCUGGGCUCCACAGGGCUGGGCAGCAUGUGCCUGAGCAGCAUCAGCAGCCUGCUGUCUGACAGUAAACUGGACCUGGAGACCAGCCUAGAGAGAAAUAUGGAGAGAAACCUGGGGAGCAACCUCAGUUCCACUUUGGGUUCCACUCACUGUUCCACUCUUGGCAGCCACAUGGGUUCCACUCACGGUUCCACUCUGGGCAGCCACAUGGGUUCCACUCUGGGCAGCCACAUGGGUUCCACUCUGGGCAGCCACAUGGGUUCCACUCUGGGUUCCACUCACGGUUCCACUCUGGGUUCCACUCACGGUUCCACUCUGGGUUCCACUCACGGUUCCACUCUAGGCUACCACAUGGGUUCCACUCUGGGUUCCACUCUGGGUUCCAGUCACGGUUCCAGUCACGGUUCCACUGGCCUGGGUUCCAGUCUGAGCAGCACUCUGACUAGCCUGGGCAGCAGCAGCCUGGGCAUGGACUUUCUGGGCUCCAUGGGUUCCUGCAGUAACGGGACGGGGACCCUGGAUGUCAGCAUUGACGAGAUUGGUGAAAACAUCGUGCCUUACCCUCGCCGCAUCAAUCUGAUCAAACAGCUGGCCAAGAGUGUGAUCGUGUGCUGGGACCCACCGGUGGUGCCGCCCGGCUGGGGCUCCAUCAGUGGCUACAACGUCCUGGUGGACAAGGAGGUGAGGAUGAGCGUGCCUUUUGGAGGCAGGACAAAGUCGCUCAUUGAAAAGCUCAACCUGGCCACCAACACCUACCGCAUCUCGGUGCAGAGCAUCACGGAGCAAGGCCCGUCUGACGAGCUACGCUGCACUCUGCUGGUGGGGAGGGACGUGGUGGUGGCUCCUUACUACCUGAGGGUGGACAACAUCACACAGACCUCUGCUGAGCUCUCCUGGCAGCCUAGCAACAGCAACUACAGCCACACCAUCUUCCUGAAUGAGGCUGAGUAUGACAUGGUGAAGGCAGGGGCCUACAAGUACCAGUUCUUCCAACUGAAGCCCAUGACCGUUUACAAGGUGAAGGCUGUGGCGCGGACACACCAGAUGCCUUGGCAGCUGCCCUUGGAGCACAGGGACAAGAGGGAGAUCUCUGUGGAGUUCUGCACCCAGCCUGCAGGUCCUCCCUUCCCUCCCCAGGAGGUGCAGGUCCAGUUGGGCCAGAACCCUGGGGUGCUGCAGGUACGAUGGAAGCCCCCCCUCCUCACCCCCACUGGAACCUCCAACGGAGCCAACGUGAUUGGCUAUGCCGUGUGCACAAAGGGACAAAAGAUAGCGGAGGUGAUGUACCCUACGGCAGACUAUGUGACAGUGGAGCUGAACAGGAUCCAGUGUCUGGAGGCCAGGGAGGUCAUUGUCAGGACGUUAUCAGCAGAAGGAGAGUCUCAGGACUCGCCCGUGGCCACCAUACCGCACAAUAUCCUGGGGCCUCCCCCCCCUCACCCCCCCCCCCAACACCAGCCUUACCCCACAUCUAAGCCCAAACUAGUAAGUGCCAGAGAGUCAGAAACCAAAGAGCAUGAGGCAGGCCUGCUGCCUGGCCCGCCCUGGGAACGCUCCCUCUCGCCCCUCCCUCCUCCAAUGUGUGGACACACUCUGGAGCCGCCCCACUUCCAGGGGCGACGUUCACCCUCUCCUCAGAGGAUCCUGCCCCAGCCUCAGGGAGCCCCCAUCCCCAACACCAUCGCCAAGGCCAUGGCCAGGGAAGCUGCACAGAGAGUGUUCGCUGAGAGUAACCGGAUUGAGAAGAGGAACAUCUUCAGUGAGCGGAGCAUAAACUCUGAUGAGGAGGAGGAUGGUUAUGACUCUCCCCACACCAGGAGGAGAGGGGCUUCUGUGGACGAGUUCCUCAGAGGCUCUGAACUGGGGAGACGGCACCACUACAGCCACAGUGAAGAUUACCAGACAGAGAGCAGCCGCGGCUCAGACCUGUCUGACAUCAUGGAGGAGGACGAGGACGACCUGUACUCUGAGAUGCAGCUGGAGGAGGGCCGCCUCGACGGUUCAGCAUCAACUCUUCACAACACUCUCAAGAUUAUAGGGAACUCCCCCUCCCAUGGAUGCUCCCAUGGCGACCGACUGAACCAUUCAGGGAGGAGGCCGGUCCACGGUGGCAACCCCCCACAGCGACGGCCCAUGAUGGUUCCUUCCAUUGAUGGGUACGGCGGGCAGGGCCGCGGGCGCCGGUCGCCAGAAUACUACGAAGAGCCAGAGGACCUGGCGCGUAUAUUUGUGGCCCUGUUUGACUACGACCCUCUGUCCAUGUCCCCCAACCCUGAUGCUGCUGACGAGGAGCUGCCCUUCAAAGAGGGCCAGAUCAUCAAGGUGUUUGGGGAUAAGGACACGGAUGGUUUUUACAGGGCAGAGAUCCGUGACCGCCCGGGUCUGAUCCCCUGUAACAUGGUGUCAGAGAUCCAGACUGAGGAUGAUGAGAUGAUGGACCAGCUACUCAAACAGGGCUUCCUCCCACUCAACACUCCUGUAGAGAAAUUAGAGAGGAACAGGCGGAGUGGGCGUCAGCACCCCUCGUCCACACGUAGAAUGGUGGCCCUGUAUGACUACGACCCCAGGGAGAGCUCCCCCAACGUGGAUGUGGAGGCUGAACUGACAUUCUGCGCUGGUGACGUCAUAACAGUUUUUGGUGAAAUUGAUGAAGAUGGGUUUCAUUAUGGCGAGCUCAAUGGACACAAAGGUCUUGUUCCCUCCAACUUCCUAGAAGAAGUGCCUGAUGAUGUUGAGGUUUUUCUCACUGACACUCCAUGUGGAGAUUCUCGUUACCCGCAGGACGCUGCAGCGCGGAUAAAGACCAAAAGGGUUCCGUUGGAAAAAUCGAGUCCGCCCAGAAGAGCUGCCUACCCCAAAGUGCGCCAACACAUCCCCGGCACUGGCCCUGCUAUCGUGGGGCCUGGCAGUCCCAUCAGGGGCCCCCACGACUUGUCCUCCAAAAAGAAAAAGGGACUGCUCUCCAAAGGGAAGAAACUAAUGAAAAGACUUGGCACUGUAAAAUAACCCCUUCAUAUACUUGAAGUAUAUUACCAACCACAUCAUAGAGGGCUCUAUUCAAUCUGUAAUGCUGAAGCGGUACAGAUUCCGUGAUAGAAAUGUACAGGUCAUUUCCGAUUGAGCAGUGUUUACCAUGAAUGCAGUCUCCACUAAAGCGGGUACAUUGCCUUUAAAUUUCAAUCACGCUGAAAAGCUGAAUUUCCUCGAUGCGGAUUGAAUAGAGCCCUAAAUCUCAAACACUUCCAUUACUGUACGUUCAGUCCUGUGAGAGGAAAAAAUCCAGUGGUCAAAGAUUUUGAUGGCAUUUGAUAACCAGUCAGAUGCUGUACUCUUACACAUCUGUUGUCUACUAGAAACCAUUCAUGUUUUAAUUGCAGUAUGUAUUUUGAAUACAGUCCAGGGACCUCAUAGUUUGACAUUUAAUGUCAUAAGCCAACCUCUCUGGUCAUGUAUAUUUUGCUAUCUGAAGCACAGGACUGCAAUACGAUAAAAAUAUUCUCCAUUUUGAAUUGGCCAAUAGUACGUAGGUGUGUGUUUGACUGAAGACUACAUUGACCCCCAAAAUAUGAGGUGUUUAAACCAGUCUCUUUAGGGCUGAGAUCAAACGAUAGAGCCCAGAAUGGCCAGUCAACAUCAUACUUGAUGAGACUACUACUGGUGGCCCAUCCUGACCAUACACUUCAUGUUGUAGUACCCAAAAUGAGGCAAGGAAAAGAGCAGUUUUAUGGCCAGGCAGCUGAGGUCCUUGUAUGGGAACUGUAUGGGAGGUUUGCAUGUUUUACCUGAAAGCACAUCCAGAAUGAUCAUUCCCACCCAACGUUUGAAAGCACAUGCUAGCUGAUGGCCUUUUCUAUCAGAACAUGUUAGCAAGGCACAUGUGCAUGCUUUGUCGGUGCAUUUGAUGACAGAAUCUACACUGUUUGAGCAAAAUGUACUAAAUGAAUUGCAGUAGUAAAAAGCAUGUCAUCGUUUUCUUUACCUCCAUACAGAAUAUUCCAUACAAACCUAAUUAUCAGAUUGGUUCUCAGUUCAACUCAAGUCCAGGUACACAUUUGACAAGUCACGACCUAGCAUCUGAAGUCAGGAUCUGUGCAGUGGUAAAAUAUGCUACAUCUCCAGAAAGACCGAAGUCAGAUAAGCAAGUAUCAAUUCCUAACAGCAAGUAUUAGUUCUUCAAACACACCAAAAGACCUCUGGACAAGCACAUUAGAUAGGAAAGGGUUUCAAGAUUCAGUUUCUUUAUUUUUUAAGUAGUUGAAUUGUCAUGAAAUGCCUAGUUGAAACCAACCUCCAUGUAUUUGCCUUAUAAAUGCACAAUUGUUUGUGUCCAGUCAGUGGAGAGUUUUUAUGUCCUGUAUGCAUUCAUGUCAUUGCAAUACUUCUGAAAAUGAAAUAUUUUUGCAAAAGAUGUUUAUCAAAGCUCGUGAUGUGCAUUUUAUUACUUGUAAGAGUGUCAUGUUUUCUGGAGGACCUGAGCAUUGUUAGCUUGUUUGAAACUUCAGAAGGCCCAACUUUACACUCUUCAUGUUCUGUCCACAUUAAAAUGACAAAAAGAAAAAAAAGAAAGAAGUGUGGUGAAAAUGUAAAGGUGUAUUUAAUGGUUUUUUUUGUCAGUACAUUGUCACUAUUUUGGCACAAAAAAUUCAAGGCACUUUUAUUUUGUUCUUCAUGUUAUAUACAGUACUUGCAAUGUGUUCAUUCUGCAUUCACAAUCCCAUUUUGACAUAGGUUUGUGUACAAGACAAUGGACAAGAGGGAAAUGCAAUUGAAGGCCGGUUCAAUCAAAACUGUUUCCAGGAUAAGUUUAAAUCAGCAUUCUUCCUGUGCAACAACAAAGCAUGGUGUGAAUUAAUGUUCAGUUGGUUUUCAUUUUGUUUAAAACAAAACAUUUUUGUAGAGUACACUCCAAACUUGCAUUUUUGCAGUAGGAGAAUGUUGUUUUUGACUUAUCCCAGACACAAGGUUUAAUAGAAUAACCUUUAUUGGAUGAAAGUCAUAUUAAGUUAUUUUUGUUACAUAGAAAUUGUGAUUUCAACAAGACAAGUCUACCUCCAUCAUGACCCCUAGAAUUCCAACUAAUUUGACUACAUGUUCACAGAAGCCAACUCCAUUUCAUUUAUGAAACUGAGCUCUUUCUGUUUGCCCAGACGUACUGUAUUUGUGUCAGCCCCCAACUAGCACAUAGAGUAGUGAAUGUAUGAUUAAUUGAAAGCCAAUGUAUUAUAUUUAUCAAAACUAUCCAUGAUGAGUAUGCAGAUGUCCAGUGUUUUCUGGUCCAGUUUGUAUGUGAAAUGAAACCUUUUUCCAUCUGUUAAGAACCUCUUACACUAUUUUGUUAAUCAUUUCAUCCUUCCAUUCAAUUUACAUCACUGUUUUUUAAACUACUACUUACAUGAGAUUUGAACUGAGACUGCCAAAAAAGAAUGUAACAAAAGCAUUCUGUAUAACUUUAUGUACAAUUCUCAGCCAAAUAGGCAUUUCAAUCUACAGUUAAUAGAUGUAAAUUUUUUCCAUAAUAAGUUGUCCGUCAUUGCUUCUAUACAUAUUGUUUGAGUGACUUGCUCUUUUUGUACUUUGUCCAUUUGUAAAUUGUUUUUAAAUGUUUAUACUUGAUUUUCAGACUGCCUUUUUUGUACAUAAAAAUUUAUAAUCAAACUGUGCAAAGCUUUCCCCAUGGUGUCUUCAAAACCAUGUUUUAAAAGUCUGCAAUUGUGUGCUAGCUUUAUGAAAAGAAAUAGCCUAUAUUGGGGGUUACAAAAUAUUGUGUGGGUGUGCAUGUGCAAAUAAUUUUA